Molecule: messenger RNA, 5097 nt
Organism: Oncorhynchus gorbuscha (pink salmon)
Lineage: Eukaryota; Metazoa; Chordata; Actinopteri; Salmoniformes; Salmonidae
Product: P2Y purinoceptor 4-like
Exons: 2
Coding region: 272-1375 (367 amino acids)
Biological process (GO): transepithelial chloride transport; G protein-coupled receptor signaling pathway
Cellular component (GO): plasma membrane
Molecular function (GO): G protein-coupled purinergic nucleotide receptor activity; G protein-coupled UTP receptor activity
Source: RefSeq, a predicted model, not a curated record
ACAUUGAUUGAAUAUCGGCUUUGAAACGAAUAGGCCUAACCUACCUCAGUGAUCGCAUAUAGGAGUUGGAUUUCAGGGGGACGGACGAGGAGAGGGGGGGUCUAUUUCCUUUAUUUGCCGGACGGUCCAACCUAACCCAGAGUCAGUCAGGCGUAUAUCCUAUAUCUAUCCAAACUGUUUGCAAAGAUAGUGCACUUACUGCAGCGGUCACAUUGGGAUCUUCACUGGAUAUUACAAGACAUGUUUUGGCUCUCUGCUGAAAAGACAGAAGAUGGACUCAGCUAUCCACAGCCACCUUGUGCGGAACCAGUCCAGUCUGAUUCUGCACGCUGGGUAUUCCAACGACACCUGUCGCUUCAAUGAGGAGUUUAAGUACAUCCUACUGCCUGUGUCCUACAGCCUGGUGUGUGUUAUGGGUCUGGUGCUGAACUCAGUGGCUCUGUGGAUGUUCCUGACCAAGAUGCGACCGUGGAACCCCAGCACCGUCUACAUGUUUCACCUGGCCCUGUCAGACUUCCUGUACGUUCUCUCCCUGCCCACCCUCAUCUACUACUACGCUAACCGCAGCCACUGGCCCUUUGGCGUUGCCGCCUGCAAGAUCGUCCGCUUCUUGUUCUACGCCAACCUCUACUGCAGCAUCCUUUUCCUCACCUGCACCAGCGUCCACCGCUACCUGGGCAUCUGCCACCCCAUCAAGGCCCUGACCAUGGUGAAGCCGCGCCAUGCCCAUGCCGUGUGUGGCAUGGUGUGGGCUGCCGUCACGGCGUGUCUGGUGCCCAACCUCAUCUUCGUCACCACCAGUCAGAGGGACAACGACACGUUGUGUCACGAUACGACCAGUCCGGAGCAGUUUGAGGAGUAUGUGGACUACAGCUCUACGGUCAUGGUCCUGUUGUUCGGCGUUCCCUUCGUGGUCAUCAUGGUCUGUUACUGUCUGAUGGCGAGGGCUCUGUGUCGGCCCAGACGGGGGCUUUCGCCCAGCCAGCGGAGCUCGCCUUCACGCACCAAGUCCAUCAAGCUGAUUGUGGUGGUGCUGGUGGUGUUCGCCGUGUGUUUUGUACCUUUCCACAUCACACGCACCCUCUACUAUACCUACCGUGUACUGAAUGCCAAAUGUGAAUUCCUGAACAUCGUUAACUUUGCCUAUAAGAUCACCAGGCCCCUGGCCAGUGUGAACAGUUGUAUUGAUCCCCUCCUGUAUUUCCUGGCUGGGGAUCACUACCGCGCUAAGCUGGUCAAAGCUCUCACUGGUAAGAGACAGACAACCACCAGUCGCUCUGCUGCCCACCUGCAAAACCGCCCCAGUAACAACCAUGAGAUCGCCCUGGUCUAUAAGAACUCAGACUCGAAAGCCAGCGGUGAACCUGAGAGAUAGUGGGUCAUUCAUAUGGACAUCUAUGGGGUAUCAUAUAUAGAUAUGCCUAACCUCCGUCAUAUAAACACGGAGGAAACGGUUAACAGUCCUGGGCUGGUCACCACACAGCUGCACUUCCUUUGGAUGCUGUUCUGUCAUUUCGGACACCGGAUGACUACAUGCUGACCGGUAGGGCCUCAUUACAGAACCCAGAUCUGUGAGAGGUUCAGUUCCUAUAAGGCUGUUGGGGCAAAGCCUUUCCUUAAAGGGGAAUGAAGAAUUGGGCUUGGGAUUGGUCAGAAAACAGAUCCCUUAUCACCAACAGCAUUUUGCAGCAGUGUUGGGUGCAGUACUGUUAAAUCCUAUCUACAUUCCCCCUUGUUAGCAAUAAUCUAUGUGAAAACCAAGUCUGUUUUAUACAUUUACAUACAGUCUCUAGUUCCUACUCUGAAUGCUUUUCCGUCAGUUUCCCUCAUUUUCACUGUGGCGGUUGUAGUGUUUGGAAGACAGAGUUCGAAUCCUUUCAACCAGGGAAACAAAACAGUCUCUGUGUCUCUGUCUGAGCCAGACUGUAGUUUCCCACUGUUACCACCGACUGAGGAACUACAGGAACAAAGCCUGUUUUGUACAAUUAGCUACAGAACUCUGAAGAGCAGAAGGAAAAACAAUGUAUGCAAUCUGUCAUCUAAAUGUUUGCACUUGUGUUAUUAUGGCAGCACGUACUCAGAGAUGAUUUGUGAAUGAAUAUGACAGAUGUUAAAAACAGUGUGUUAUUGUGAUCAUCAAGAGAGAAGGUCAAAAACAUUAUUAAGGUGGAAAACAUUAUUUUGACAUAUGAUCGAAGGGUUUUCGCUGGCUUCCAGUAAGAGUGGAGGUGACGUCAUAUUUAGCAACAGGCUCAGAUAUUGUGAGGCAAUCUGAAACAGUUUAACAGAAACAGUGCAUGUACCAGGAGACUCAUUCUGGUAGAUUUUGGAGCUUUAUCCCUCUCCCGGCUGUUUUUGUCCUUCAGCGCAGAGCCUCCACAGCUGUCUCUCUAUCUGUCUCUGCUGUGAGGAAUCCAGGGGAGGGGUGGCGUGGGGGAGUAGAGAGACUGAAUGGGUGUGUAGGCCGGAGUAUCAACUCCAUCCAACAACCCACACUACGGAUGAAGGGGGGAUUUUCCUUCAUUAUCCAAUUGGGACGUAGACCUGCACACAACAUGGCUAUUUUCACACUGAUUUUGGUGGCUGUUGUUGUGGACAGUCUGUCCAUGGCAAAGCAGAUAUCUCUGUAAAGUAGAUUGCAAGUCAGAGGUCCGUUCCUAAGGCUCCUUAAAGUACUAUACUGCUGUCAUGUUUAAGCUACUAGUAAUGUUUAUAAAGGGCAUUAUAACCUAGGUUCAAGGUAUGAUAGGAAAACACUUGGUUCUAUAGGUCUAUAACAUUAUAAUGACAUUAAAUAUAUGUUUUAUAUAUCUACUUUUUUUUGUUUGCUUACUGGUUAUCAUGUUAUUGUUGCACCAACUAUUACCAAGUAAUAACAAUAUCCCUAUUGUGCAAUGUCAAUAACCAUCCAUGACAUCGGUUGAUUAACCACAAUCUCAGUUUGUGUGUGUGUGUGUGUGUGUGUGUGUGUGUGUGUGUGUGUGUGUGUGUGUGUGUGUGUGUGUGUGUGUGUGUGUGUGUGUGUGUGUGUGUGUGUGUGUGUGUGUGUGUGUGUGUGUGUGUGUGUGUGUGUGUGUGUGUGUCAAAUUGAACUCCAUGCCUCAGUGUCUUGCAGACUUGAAUGGGGUUAUGGUAGAUGGGGUGUGUGGGAAAGUGAUGAGCGGUUGCGUGUCUCCCUGAAACAUGAGGCGUUACUGGGUGUAGGUCCUCCAUUAAUCAGACAGGGGCGACUUGAGGAAGCGGGAGGACAGAACUGGGCAGCACAGAGAAAUAGGACCAGGAAGUGAGCUGGUCAUGGUACUGUACUGUUUGGGUUUUUCCCUGCCUGGGCCGUGCCAAGAAAACAAAGCUGGUCCCACCAACACACCAUGGAAAAGAGCUUGUGUUUCCUCUUUCCAGACAAGGCUCUGUCUUGAUUGUCCAUUGUAAUGAUCCAUAAAUAAUCUGACAUUGAGAUCUGAAAGAGAGGAAGACCAGCUCUCCAUAAAGGAAUAGAUAAUGUUGUGUUCUCCGCAGUACACAGCAGGUGUAUUCUCCAUCUUUCUGUUGGGCAUUACUAGUCUAUACUCUCCUUUGCAAAAGGCUGCAUCAACGGGCAUAUCGAAAUACACCUAUUUAUGCUCAAAGAGACCAGUUGCUGCAGUCGUCCAGUGAUAUGAAUGCAAGCCCCAGGAAGAAUAUGUGUUACAUGUAUCUGAACAUUUGUCCUCUGGGUCAGAGAUUUGGAAUGCCAAGAGCACUGGCGCCUCUCUGUGGGCUGAGUGAGACAAGACGGAUUAGUGGUGUGCAUUGGUGCCUUUGAAGAUGGAAUAGAAAUGGAGCAAUGGACUAAAAAUGUUACCUAGGCCUAAAUGGUUUAGUACUUAUCUAUAUAUCUUUCUCAAAAAAUGUUUACAUUUCAUUUCAAGGCCUUUUAAAAAAACUUUUUUUUUUAACAAAAUAAGUCUUAGGCCUAACAAAAUAUAUGAUCAACUCUGUGGUUAGGAUAUAUAAUAUUGUGUAAACCAACCACAUAAAAUGCCAUUACCAAUAGUGCUAUAUACUAUAUCACUGCACCUCUUUACAGCAGCUUGUUGUUGCAUGUAGGAUGUUCUCAGCUUGGUCAGUAGGUGUCCCCAUUGGCUUCUUUACUGAAGCAUGAGCAUCGUGAAACCAUAUCAGUUAUUUAGGUAUGAGCUUAUCACUCUUUUUGGGAUAUAGGCUGAUAUUGUUCGGGGUGAUGAUGAGUUGAUAAUAAUCUUAACCAGAAAUCAAAUAGAUAAAAGAGGAAACGUUUUACAAUGAGGGGCUUCAACAAUAUUUCUUUCAGUCAGGACCAAACCAAUGUUUUUUUUUUACGGAAAUGGACUAUAUGAAGGGUCUCGAUAUUUCAUAUAUUAACAAAACACGAGGAAUUUAUACAUUUUCAUUGGUAUGGUGUAAGCAGCCAAGUAAAACAAGCUCUCGCUUGUUACAGGAGGAGGCUUAAUGGAGAAACCAUCACGUUUAUCAUAAAGCAAGUUUAUACAGCCUAGUCUCUGUAAUUCAUUUACCACAAACGAUAUUUCAAUGCUAGAAGUUGGUAUAAAAUUAAAUAAAAUGCAAACAUACUUAUUUGAAACCUCUAUUUUGUAAAUAUCUGUGAAUAUUGUCCCUUUAUAUUUUGUAAGGACUACGCACAUGCAGAACAUGUAUUAAUGCAAUAAAUUCUCAGAUAUUUUUAUACAUUUAUGAAGGCUGCAAUGGACGUGUACAAUAACCUUUGUAAUUUGCGAAUAGCAUAUUUUGAUAGAUGUAAAUUAAAGUAUUAUGUAAAUAUGUGCAUACAUCCACAUGCAUAUGGAAACCAUGCGUUGUUAUAACCUUCAGAAUAUUACGCGAAACAUAUUUUAAUAGAACUUAUAUCAUUUUUUUUAUUGAGUUAUUUCAUGUUUAAAGCGUAAUGAUCUCUAAACAUCUCGGCUAUUUUGCAGGAUAUGGGGUUAUAUGGGGUUAUACAUUUCAAAAGCUUGAUGGGCUCCAUAAAAACGUAUCAGCUGUCUAUUAUAUAUACUUUCCACCAAAAACGUAAAAUAUAUUGAUUUAAUUGAAAUAUAUAUACUUAAAUAAACACAGAAA